Molecule: messenger RNA, 3647 nt
Organism: Onthophagus taurus
Lineage: Eukaryota; Metazoa; Arthropoda; Insecta; Coleoptera; Scarabaeidae
Source: RefSeq, a predicted model, not a curated record
AAGUCGAUCACAACAAACAAAAAUGACGUUUCGUAAUUUAUCGCUUAAAAUUAAUGUUUUUUAGCGAUUAUUUAAGUUAUAAAAAUGUUUUAGACUCAAAAAAGAUUCUUAUAAUCCAACUUUAAAAAUGAGCUCAAGAACAACGAGAAUUUCAGUUAACAAUCGGAAUGUCCGUUCCUGUUAUUUUACCAAACAGAACGAUCGUAAUCAGCCCCGGAAUCCAAAACAACUUCGAUUUGCCUUAUAAUUUAACCAAUUUUCAAGUGGUAACUUACGCAAGAUCGAACCAAGGCUUCGAUAUAUCUCGAGAUACAAUGUAUGGAUACAUCAUAGGGAUACUUGAAAAUGUUGGAUUAAACGGAGAAGAAUGUUUGUUAAGAUCGAUUUGUGAGGUAUCUCGGACCCCGUUUCAUAUCGAAGAUCAAGAAAGUGUUUUAGAACGGAUUGCGCAUCAUAUUUUGACUGGGUUAACUCCCGCGAUGUUGGUACCGCUGCCAUUACCAUAUCCAGUAAAUGCGUGAUCAAUUGCGUAUUUUCCGCGUUAUUUUGAGUGGAUUUUCUUCUAAUUUCCCGUGGAAAUCGCUCGAAACUCCUUCACAAGGCGAUUAAAAACCGAAACGAACAAGAAAAUAUGUUUAUACAGGACCCGGACGCUUUCAAAACAUGGUUAACCGCUGUUCUGAAGCCAAUGUGCGAGGCGGAUCCGAGUGCAUUGGCAAAUUACGUAAUCGCCUUAGUGAAGAAAGAUAAAAGCUUAGAAGCCCUCCGAGACAGUAUGAUAUCUCAAUUAGAAGUGUUUCUUCAAGGUGAGACGAUAAAUUUCGUAAAUCUCCUAUUUAAAACGCUCGAUAAUCGCGAAUACAUGGAGUCGGUGAUUCCGAACGCGAACCCCCCCAAUCCAAACAUAAUCGCGGCGAAACCCGAGUCGGGAAAUUCCCCCCUAAAGAUCCAGCCGAUUAAAGAAAUCAAGCCGAUCAUCCCAGUGAGUGAGCUCCCAAAUUUAAACGAAACGAUAAACGGGUCGACGACGAAUAUAAUUGAGAAACCCCCCGCGAGACCUUCCGAUUUAAAAAGAAAAAGCGAAUCGGAGAAAGAAGAGAAGCCGAGGCGGCGUUCGAGGCAUCGGAGUUUGUCGAGGAACCGCUCGAGAUCGCGAUCUUGGGAUAGAGUGCGUCGAUCUCGUUCUAGGGAUAAAUCCCGCGAUAGAGACCGAGAAAAACGCGACAGAGCGCGUCCAUGGAGGAAUAAAUCGCCCCCGAGACGCUACGAUAGGCGAAGAUCUCGCUCCAUGUCUUUAGGGGGGCGAAUUCGCUCGCGAUCUAGAAGUCCUCGUCAUAAUUAUCGAGGUCGAUAUCGAAAUCGAUCACCCCCCAGAUCAAACAGUCGCAGCAGAUCGAGAUCGAAAGAUCGCAAAGAGACAGUUUUAAAUCUAAAAGAUUCGCAUUCAGGGGCGGGGACCCCGACUCAAGAUUCGAAUCAUGGCGAUAUGGAUUUGCGAUUAAAUAGCACCACGCAAAGUAUUCAAUCGGUGGUGGUGCAACAAGGCGGGGUUGAGCGAAAAAGACGAUGUAGGGAUUAUGAUGAGAAAGGGUAUUGUAUGCGGGGGGAAAUGUGUCCCUUUGAUCACGGGGUUGACCCCGUAGUGCUCGAAGAUAGCACCUUAUCUUCAGUUUUAACAACUUACGCCCCUAAUGGGGCUCCUGUACCUGUCGAUGUCGCCCCGGGGGGGUUAUUACCCCCGGUUAUGCCACCUUCGCAUCCUAUGAUGCAUGGAAUGCCGCCAAGAGGGGGGCAUUUACCCUCGGAAUAUAAUCCACAAGCCCCACAAAUUUUUCAUCGUGGAUUUCGAGGACCUCGCCCCAUGUUAGGACCAAGAAUACCAAUGAACCCUUUUCCGCCUCAACCCAACAUGCAGCGCGAAUUAAUCCCCGUUCCGGUCCUCGAUAACCAACAAAACGAUCAUCACCAAUUCCAAGGGAAUUUCCCCGGGCGCCAACAACCCGGUUUUAUGGGAGGCGGAAACGUUGGAAUUCCACCGGAACACGAUCAAGACGGCAUGUUUAAAAAGAGGGGGUUCGAUUUCAACCGUUUAGGCCCUCGACAAAAAAACCCGGCGAAUUGCUCGUUGGAAUUAAAAAAAGUCCCUCCUGGUCUAAACAACAUUACUCACCUCAACAAUCAUUUUUCCAAGUUUGGGAAAAUUCUCAAUAUUCAAGUUGGGUACGAAAACGAUCCCGAAGCUGCAAUUGUGACGUUUUCAAGUCAUGCAGAAGCCAACGCCGCCUAUCGGAGCACCGAAGCGGUUUUAAAUAACCGCUUUAUUAAAGUAUUUUGGCAUUCGGCCAAUAACGAAGGUAAACAAGAAAAUGUGCCUCCGAGAUCCUCGAUAAAAGACCGUUUAGGAAUCCCACAAAUUGUAGCGCCAAAUUCGAAUAAAGUCUUAAAUUUGGUUCAACCGAAAGCGGAAGUGAAGGAUGAUCAUCAAAUUGAGGAUCAAUCUCCGAAGAAACCGGUUGAUUCCGCAGCGUUGGUUGCAGCUAAAGAAGAAAGGAAAGCUUUGGUAACGGGGGCGAUUAAAAAGAAUCAAGAACUUUUAGCGACCAAAGAGAAAUUAAAAAAGAAUCAAGAAGAGAAACGUAAAGAGGCGAUGAAAUUUUCUCAAGAUCUCCGAAAACGCCAACAAGAAUUAUUAAAAAAACAACUGGAACAACAAAAAUUGUUGAUAAGUAAGUUAGAAAAGACCCCGGCGGGGCCGCAUCGCGAACAAUUAAUGGAAACGAUUAAAAAAUCGCAAGAAGCCAUCGAGGAGAUACGAAAAGCGAUUUUAGCGAUAUCAAAUUCAUCGACAACCGGGGGCUCACACAAAUCACCGGCUCCGAUUAAAAAGAGUAAAGAGGAGGCGCAAAAAGAAAUGUUGGACGCUGAGUUAGAUUUGAUAACGAAGCAACAAGAAGGAGCUGAUACAUCAGAGUUGCAAAAGCGGAUUCAAGAGUUAAAGGCGAAAACUCAAUUGAUGAGGGGGCCCGGAGGUGUUCGUGGGAGGAGAUUCGCAGCUCCGAUUGUGAGUCGACAUUUAUUAUCGAAGAAUAAUUUGGUCGAUCAACAAAGUGUUACGAAAAAAGUGAAUCGAUUUAAAAAUAUGUCGGUGGAUCAUCGGCCCACGAAGAUUUUGGUGUCUCGGUUUGAAAGUGAUGAGCAAAAAAAUGUUUUAUCACAUUUUUCGCUCGCUCAAGAAAUGUCGGAGGAAGCUCUUCUUCAAGAUGAUGAAGAUGAAGAUGACGAAAAUGAGGAUCGACCGUGGAAACGAUAGUUUUUUCUUUUUUUAUUACACUUAAGGGUAUCGUUUAACGAUAAGAUUCGAUAAACUUGAUAAAAAAGAGUUAAGGUGUGUUAAUGAUUUAAAAAAAUAACUAUAAUUAUAUAAAAUAAAAUAAAAUAAAAUAUAGAGUAAAAGUUGUAUAAAAAAAGAUCGAGGAAGCAAAUAUUUCUAGUUUUGGUGUUAUAGUUAAAUGUUUUUGUUAAUUGUAAACCAAAAACUCACUUAAUUCUUAUUCAUGAAAGUUACGAUUAAUUUUUAAAAGUCUUUUUGAUGUGAUUUUUUGGGAAUUUAUUAGCGAUUAAUGUAAUUAUAAUUGAAUUAUGUUUCC